Messenger RNA from Paramecium tetraurelia, 540 nucleotides. RefSeq lists its product as uncharacterized. The transcript has a single exon. NCBI's taxonomy places the organism in Eukaryota, Ciliophora, Oligohymenophorea, Peniculida, Parameciidae. The record is from RefSeq and is a predicted model, not a curated record.
AUGAACUAAUCACUUUUAGCACUUUUCGAAGAGCAUUCUUAUUAUGAUGAUUAGAUAGGAGAUUAUCAGGAAGAUUUUGAAUAAUCCUUUUUCAAUCAAGGUCAACACUUACCAACUAACGUGACCAAGGCUGUGACCAUCAACAUUAAACAAGAGGACAUCAAUUACAAGAAUUUUCCAAAGAUGAUUGGGAACAACAUUGUUAAAUGGAUUAAAAAAACCAAAUACAAUAAAAGAUAUGAAAGUAUUCCAAAAGGGUUUAAAAGGUUAAUAGAAUUUAGACAAAAAGACAAAUAAUCAAAAAUUAAAAUUAAAGACUUAAGAGAUUCCAUAAAAGAUGAUUCUGAAUCUAAAGAGCUAUUUUAAGAAUACAUUGCUGAUCAGUUAUUCUUAGAUUUAAUGUUCAGCAACAAAGUUGCUGAUCCAUUCCCAUAUAUCCCUGGAAUCUGUAAUUAUUAUUCUGCUGCAUAAGAACCAGAAAAAAUGGUAAGUAACUAUAUAAUGAGAAAAGAAUUCGUUAAUUAAAAAGUGGAAAUAUGA